AGCGAUCUAGGGGUCCCACUAUGAUGCACUCGGGAUGGGGAAAAGAUGGUGGCAUUUUACACGUUGAGUUGAAUGAUCUUGGGCAACCUAUUCGGCCAGAAGGAUGUAGAUUGAGUUCAAAACUUGGCGUCUUAGCACGAAAUGGCAUUUUAGCUCCAUUAAAUCAUAAAGAUUGGAGGCUUCUGCCUGAUCUCUACAAGAACAAGAUAUGGACAGAUAUAAAGGAAAAUACUGAUGCAACUGAGGAUAUGAAGCGUAUUUUGAUGAUGUCAGUUGGAUCUAAAUGGAGAGAAUGGAAGCAUGAAGCAAAAAGCAGUGGUUAUGACUCAUACACCAAUGAUGUUGAACGCUUAGCUAAUCGUCCAGAUAGGGUUGAAGAAGAUCAAUGGCGUGCACUAGUACAUUAUUGGAGCUCAACUGAUGCAAAGAAAAAGAGUGAGAGGAACAAAGAAAGUCGGAUGAAGUUGACUAUGCCACACACAUCAGGAAGAAAGAGUUAUUCUCAAAUUAUAGAUAAUAUGACAAAGGAGAAGGGUGUAAAACCAACUCGUAUCGAUGUGUUCAAAAAAACACAUACAAAAAAGAACAAUGAACCAAUAAAUGAAAAAGCUAGUGAAGUUAUGAAAGAAAUGAAUGAUCUUGCUGAGGUAUACCCUGAGUUAAAUGUACCUGGAAGUGCUCCAAAUGAUGUGUACUCACAAGUAAUGGGGCCAGACACUCAUGGAAAUGUCCGAACUCUAGGAAAAGGAGCAGCUCCAAGUUUUGUUUAUGGCCCGUUAUACAAGCGAUCCCAAAAUGAGCAAAGAGAUUUUGAUAAAAGAGUUGAGAUAGAAGUUCAAAAAGUAACCUCUACUCUGAAAAUUGAGAUGGAGGAAAAGUUAUUUGAAGCGAAAGAAGAAAUUGAAGUGAUGGAUAAGAAGUUAUCGAAAGCAGAGGAAGAUAUGGAAAUGAUGAAGAAAAAAUUAUCUGAAGCAAAUAUGAGUAUGGAAGAAAAAAUAGAUGAUAAAGUAAAAGCAGGGAUACUAGCAUAUGUAGAUUCUUGGGUUUCUAAUAAAUCUAUUGAAGAUCGCCAACAAUCAUUAUCGCCCGUUUCAGUUGUUGACCCGAAAAAGCUUGAUAAAGUAUUGGUACCUGACUUAUGUGAAAUGCAAGCAAUUGAUUGCAACAUCAACAGUGUAUACACUUUAUGA
This is a messenger RNA of Solanum tuberosum (potato), 1190 nucleotides long. RefSeq lists its product as uncharacterized. The transcript is spliced from 7 exons. Bases 21 to 1190 code for a protein of 389 amino acids. The record is from RefSeq and is a predicted model, not a curated record. NCBI's taxonomy places the organism in Eukaryota, Viridiplantae, Streptophyta, Magnoliopsida, Solanales, Solanaceae.